GGUGUCGGCGCGGGUGAAACCCGCCCUGCUCCGAGAAGGGUUCCUGUUUUUAACGCGAAGCUGUGGCUGAAGUGGCGGACAGGCUGCCGGGUCUCGGACCGAGGUGCUCUGCUGGCGCUGGUCCGCUGCGUUUCGGGAGUUCACAGCUUAUUAAAGGACUUCCUUCAGUCUUAUUAGACGCCUGGGAGGCUUUUUGCUUCAACAAGCUCGCCAAGAUCGUCCAGAAGGUCCUGAAGAUCCUGCAGGAAGCUUCUACUGCGUUGUACCCAGAGGCAGCAGACAUGGUUCUGUCUCUGGUCAGCCUGUGUGCCCGGGAGGUUGUGAGUGAUCACAGUUCUUCACCCUCUUGGCUGAGCUGUUUGCCCCGGGAGCUCUACCGCCCUCUUCUGGAGGCAGCUUUUGCUCACUGCCGCCCUCUGGCUGUAGGUGAGCUGGUCCAGCGCUGGCCUGAGCGGACCCUGAGCAUAGGCGGGCAGAGGACACACGGCCAGAUCCCUCCGAAUCGCCUCUGCAUCCAGGCUCUGCUGCUGGCUGCUGUCAGGGGGUUGACGGACAAAAGGUGUGCUCUGCAGGUGUUGGAUCUGUGUGGUCUGCAGUGUGAUGAGGGCCGGCUGGAGGACUCAAUGGGCGGGUGGUCUCUGACUGUGGCUCUGUGCUCCACCCUGCUGCAGGCGAGAGCCGCCGCCUCCAGGGGGCAUCGUCGAGACGGAGAGCGAGAGAGGAAGAGAGGACUGCACACGGAGAGAGCGAGAGACGGCACAGUCAAACGAGACCGAGGACUGGAGAGCAGGAAAAGAGGGAUGGAGGGAGAAGAGGGAGCGAAUGUCGACUGCGGGGACAACAGAGGAGAGGAGAGUAUAAUUCAGACGAGAGUGCUCUCAGAGGAGGAGACGGUGCGUAGUGUGCGGAGGAGGAUGGAGCUUCAUAGGAGAAAUGAACCUCAGCAGAAUGCCUCCAACUCCAGCUCCUCCAGCCCAGACGGGGACCAGGCAGUGGUGGUACGUGUUCGAGCCGAUCUGUUCAUAAAUGCCCGCUCGUGGGAGAGGGUCCGUGGAGCGCUGAGCCUGCCUGGCCCGAUGAGGCUUUACUGCCGAUAUCUGCGGGUUGAGGAGCUUCCAGCUCCUUCAGUGGCCUCUUUGCUGGAGCUACUUCCCAGAGAUGGUCUUCUGGGGCUGGAUAUCCGCUACUCCAGCCUGGGUGUGUCUGGCCUGGCACUGCUGCUGCCUCUCUUAGAGCCGUUUCCACUGCUCCACUCACUCAGACUGCACUACUGCAACCUGGACCUGCAGCGCAGUCAGCCAGGGCAGCAGGGGGCGCUGCAGGACAUGUGCCGUGGACUCAGUGCUCUGAAGAGGCUCCGCAGGCUCAGCCUGACUGCACUGAGGCUGCCUGGACAUCUGCGCCUGCUGCUUAGCUCCCUCUCUCAGCCUCUAGAGGUGCUGGAGCUGCCGUAUCUCAGCCUCACUCCGGCGGACCUGUCCUACCUCUCCUGCAGCCCUCACGCCUCGUCCCUCAGAAAGAUGGACCUGAGUGAGAACAGGCUGGACGACUCGUCCGUCCCAUCACUGCGACGGCUCUUUUCUCAGGCUGAAUCCUGCCUGGCUCAGCUCUCUCUGUGUGGCUGCGGCCUCUCGGACGUCCUGCUGGGGGCGCUGCUGCCCUCUCUGUCACGCUGCAGGACCCUCCGGACCCUCAGGCUGGCCCUGAACCCCCUGACACGGAAUGGCCUAGUGUCUUUAGCGUGGAUGGCUGCAGGCCUACCCUCGCUACGGUUGCUCCUGUACCCCUACCCACUGGAGGACUAUGAGCCUGGCCUGCCUCCGCUGCCCUCCAGCGCCCAGCUUCUGGACUGGCCACUGCUGGAGGAGUCUGAGGUCAGGGAGCUGACACUGAUGCAGCUGGAGGAGGUUCUGACGGCCAAAGGCCGCCAGCACGACCUCCUGAUGACCUCAGACUUGCUUAAAUAUAGCACUGACCUGACAGGGGAAGACUAGAGUCUGAAAAUGGAGCAGGUUUCUUUACGUGUCUUUGUUCUGCUCUAAAUCAAUGAGUGUCAACUCUGGCCUGUAUAUUGUUUAUCCUACAUACAUAAUGAAUUAUUAACACACGCUUCCAGGGCAUUUCUGCAUAUCUGAGGUACUAAGAUGUAAACAAAGUCAUUCAGAGCGGUUUGGUGUGAAAUGCUUUGUUCUAGAGGACCUUAUCGAGUCAGAACUGCUCACAGUGGUGGUGAUGGGAACCAGACGUCCACCUCUAUAAGCUCCUCACAGGACGUUAUUAAUUGAAAUGGCUGUGAAUAUGUGUAUGUGUCAAAAAUGUAGAUUUAUAAAAAGUUUAGGAGGGCUUUGGGCCUGUGAGGCAAAAUAGUCUCCAAAGAAAACAAAUUUUUCAAAUUUAACACUAUUUUACCAUCAACG
Pygocentrus nattereri (red-bellied piranha) is the source of this 2417-nucleotide messenger RNA. RefSeq names its product leucine-rich repeat-containing protein 14. The record is from RefSeq and is a predicted model, not a curated record. Lineage: Eukaryota; Metazoa; Chordata; Actinopteri; Characiformes; Serrasalmidae. Bases 282 to 1994 code for a protein of 570 amino acids. Gene Ontology annotation, cellular component: cytoplasm. The transcript is spliced from 5 exons.